AUGACAUCCAAAUCAACCCCUUCAAACUUCCACUUCCAAUUCACAACAGUGACAGGUUAUUUCCUCCAAGAUGACCCCAGCACCGACCCCGACAAUUUCGACUAUGUAAUAUCCAAUUUCGGACUCAUACCCCGGAGCUACGACUCCGACCCUGAGUUUGACCCAGAGGGCCACAGAACCCAAUGGGAACGGUUCGAGUACCACCUCAACAAGCUAAACCAGGAUAGCAGUCCCGAGACGCAAUUCAAACUGCUCUUCCUGGGUAGACAUGGAGAAGGGAUCCAUAAUGUCGCCGAGAGAAGGUAUGGGACGGAGCUUUGGGAUUGCUACUGGUCCCUCCAAAACGGCGACGAGACCGGUACCUGGGUCGACGCCCGUCUCACAGAAGUAGGAAUCUCGCAAGCCGAAACAGCCAACCAGGCGUGGAGAACACAAAUCAAGGACAAGAUCCCCUCUCCACAGUCCUACUACGUGAGUCCCUUGAACCGGUGUCUAGCGACUGCUAGCAUCACCUUCAAGGACCUAGGUCUACCGCAUACGGAACCCUUCCGGCCUGUAAUCAAAGAGCUCCUCCGUGAAACAAUCGGCCUCCACACGUGUGACAGUCGAUCCAGCAAAACCGCCAUCGUGGAGGAAUACCCCCUGUACCGAUUCGAGGAGGGCUUCGCGGAACAAGAUCCGCUGUAUGACCCCGAGCUCCGGGAAUCGGACUCUGCGCGGGAUGUCCGGCUCCGAGAGCUACUGUCCGAUGUGUUUGCGCAUGAUGCGAGUACGGUGGUUUCGUUGACGGCGCAUUCGGGGGCGAUUACGAGUGUUUUGGAGGUGGUGGGGCAUCGGCGGUUUGCGUUGAUGACGGGCGCGGUGAUUCCGGUGCUGGUGAGGGCGGAGAGGGUUGAAGGGCCGAGUCCUCCUGUGACGGUGGAGCCGCCGACCAGGGCGCCUGUUUGUCCUCCUCGGAGUCGGGUUUAG
Messenger RNA from Aspergillus caelatus, 969 nucleotides. Its product is annotated as histidine phosphatase family protein. Gene Ontology annotation, molecular function: phosphatase activity. The coding region runs from base 1 to 969 and encodes 322 amino acids. Gene Ontology annotation, cellular component: cytoplasm. NCBI's taxonomy places the organism in Eukaryota, Fungi, Ascomycota, Eurotiomycetes, Eurotiales, Aspergillaceae. The transcript is spliced from 4 exons. The record is from RefSeq and is a predicted model, not a curated record.